This is a messenger RNA of Lonchura striata (white-rumped munia), 1323 nucleotides long. It is a transcript of the gene ONECUT3, whose product is annotated as one cut homeobox 3. Gene Ontology annotation, molecular function: RNA polymerase II cis-regulatory region sequence-specific DNA binding; DNA-binding transcription factor activity, RNA polymerase II-specific. Gene Ontology annotation, biological process: regulation of transcription by RNA polymerase II. The record is from RefSeq and is a predicted model, not a curated record. Gene Ontology annotation, cellular component: nucleus. NCBI's taxonomy places the organism in Eukaryota, Metazoa, Chordata, Aves, Passeriformes, Estrildidae.
AUGGAGCUGGCGAUGGAGAACCUGGGCAGCCUGCACGGAGUCCCGCACUCGCAGCCCGCCGAGCUGCUGAGCCCCGCGCACGGGCGGCAGAGCUCGCACCGCAACCUGGUGCCGCACGGCCGGCCCGCCAUGGUCUCGGGCAUGGCCUCCAUCCUGGAGGGGGGGGACUACCGCGGCGAGCACAGCCUGGGAGCCCCGCUGCACCCCGCCAUGAGCAUGUCCUGCGAGUCGCCCUCCGGCAUGAGCCUGAGCAGCACCUACACCACGCUGACUCCCCUGCAGCACCUGCCGCCCAUCUCCACCGUCUCGGAGAAGUUCCACCACCCGCACCACCACCACCACCACCACCACCCACACCAGCGCCUGGCCGGCAACGUCAGCGGUAGCUUCACCCUCAUGCGCGACGAGCGGAGCUUGGCCUCCAUGGGCAACCUCUACAGCCACUACCCCAAGGACAUGCCGGCCAUGGGGCAGCCCCUGUCGCCGCUGCCCAACGGGCUGGGCAGCCUCCACAACGCCCAGCAGCCGCUGGCCCCCUACGGCCCCGCCGGCCACUUGCCCAACGAGAAGAUGCUCUCGCCCAACGGCUUCGACUCGCACGCCGCGAUGCUGUCCCGGGGCGAGGAGCACCUGGCGCGGGGGCUGGCGGCGCCCAGCUCGGCCAUGAUGCCGCCGCUCAACGGGAUGCACCCGCACGGCCACCCGCACGGCCAGCCCGGAGCCUCGCUGCUGGGCGAGCGGGAGCGCCCCGCGCCCGGCCCCGGCUCCCAGCCCGGCGGCUCCGGGCAGGUGGAGGAGAUCAACACCAAGGAGGUGGCCCAGCGGAUCACGGCCGAGCUGAAGCGGUACAGCAUCCCGCAGGCCAUCUUCGCGCAGAGGAUCUUGUGCCGCUCCCAGGGGACCCUCUCGGACCUGCUGCGGAACCCCAAGCCCUGGAGUAAGCUCAAGUCCGGCCGGGAGACUUUCCGCAGGAUGUGGAAAUGGUUGCAGGAGCCGGAAUUUCAGAGGAUGUCGGCGCUCAGACUGGCAGCUUGCAAACGCAAGGAGCAGGAGCAGCAGAAGGACCGGAGCCUGCAGCCCAAGAAGCAGCGCCUGGUCUUCACGGACCUGCAGCGCCGCACCCUGAUCGCCAUCUUCAAGGAGAACAAGCGCCCGUCCAAGGAGAUGCAGAUGACCAUCUCCCAGCAGCUGGGCCUGGAGCUCAACACCGUCAGCAACUUCUUCAUGAACGCCCGCCGGCGGUGCAUGAACCGCUGGCAGGAGGAGCCGGGCGCCAACCCCGGGGUCCCCUCGUCGUCUACAAGCACUUUCUCCAAAGCAUGA